Messenger RNA from Paramecium octaurelia, 555 nucleotides. The record is from the annotation of a GenBank genome assembly. Lineage: Eukaryota; Ciliophora; Oligohymenophorea; Peniculida; Parameciidae.
AUGUAAAAAAUAGUUCUUAUUUUUGCCAUCCUCUCAUUAAGCUUAGCCAUCGAUGUGGUCGACGACUACGAUGUAGAAUCUUAUUUGGGUGAUUGGUUUGAAGUAGCAAGCAGUCCUUGGGUUCAUACAACCUUUGAGAAAAAUGGAUUUUGUAAUAGAGCCAGAUAUGGUGUCUUGGCUAGUGGAGAUCUAAGUGUCUAUAAUGUCUAAAGAGACGGGGCUGGUGAUGGUCCAAUAAAAUCAAUUGAUGGGUAUGCCAGAAUCCCAGAUCUCACCCAGAAGGCCAAAUUGAAGGUGUUCCUGAACGGAGGACAAGUCGGGGGAGGAGACUAUUGGAUUAUUGAAUUAGGACCAGUUAUUAAUAAGAAAUAUUAAUGGGUGAUUGUGAGUGAACCUGAAAUGCUUUUCAUGUGGGUUUUGGCUAGAACUCCUUAAUAAUACAGAGAGGAGUAUGAAGACUAUGUAAGAGAUCGUGUAAGUGCCUUGGGUUUUAAUGGAGUUUUGAAUAAGUACGUUCCGAGAUUUUUCGAUAAAUGUGUGCCAUAUGAUGAUUGA